GUUUGGGAGACGUUUUCUGCAGGUUUUCCCGCGUAAAGGAGCCAAUCGACCGCCGAAUUCGAUUCGAUAUUUAUCGAUACAUAUCGACGCAUUCAAAAUGUUACAAAUCUUACUACCUUAAUUUUUUAAAUUAAAUCUAGAUAGAAUCUUGAAUAAAAAAAAGUAUUCGAAAAUUAAUCAAAUUUAUUUUCUUCAUAAGUUCGUACCUACAUUGUAUAUGUAUACAAAAAGCUGAAAAAAAAAAAAAUAUAUAUAUAUAUAUAUAUAUUAAAAUCGGGUGUUGCUCAGCUUUGAAAACUCGCCACUUUAUGGAAAUUAGCAUGGGCUUUUUGGCGCUGCGGUAUCGUUGAAUUGCCAAUAGAUAUAAUAUUCUGAUUCUAGGUCAAGUAAAUGUCUGUAUUACCGCCCCUAGUCGGCAGGGCAGUGUAAACAUAGACGACGCGCAUCGCGCACGUGUUUUUCAUCGCGUCCGAUACACUUGUCAAAUAAUUUAAUAAAAAUGGGAAAAGCUAAAAAAGUGAAGGUGUCAAAGGGUGAAACAAGCCUACCAAAAGUUGGUUUGGCCGAGCAAAUAGAGGAGGGGCAGUUCGCAAAACCUAAAAACCGACAGAAAUUGCGAUUCCGGAACGACGAUGACGAAGAGUUCGUGGAUUCCAAAACAACACAAAAAAUUCUGGCUCAGGCUAGACGGCAACAGCAAGAAAUGGAAGAAGAAAACGGAGUAGGAACCUCAAAACCUGCUAGAAAACCAAUCACAAAACUGGGAGACGAUUUUAGUGAUGAGGAGCAGUCCAGUGAUGAAGAAGGUGUUACUGGUACUGAGUACUAUGAAGACAUUGAAAUUGAUGAAGAGGACGAAAGAGCUCUAGAGAUGUUUAUGAACAAGGAUAAGGGGCCGACAAGAACUCUUGCAGACAUAAUUAUGGAAAAAUUGACAGAAAAGAAAACUGAGAUAGAGACACAAUUUUCAGAUGUUGGCUCAAUACAGAUGCAAGAGAUUGAUCCAAGAGUCAAAGCCAUGUAUGAAGGAGUAAGAGAUGUAUUACGAAAAUACCGCAGUGGUAAAUUGCCAAAAGCUUUUAAAAUUAUACCCAGUUUGAGGAAUUGGGAACAAAUAUUGUAUAUCACAGAUCCUGCCAGCUGGUCUGCAGCAGCCAUGUACCAAGGAACCAGAAUUUUUGCUUCUAAUUUGAAAGAAAAGAUGGCUCAGAGAUUUUAUAAUCUUGUACUUUUACCCCGUAUUAGAGACGAUUUAGCAGAAUACAAAAGACUGAACUUUCAUUUAUAUCAAGCUUUGAGAAAAUCAUUAUUCAAACCUGGUGGUUUCAUGAAAGGUAUUUUGCUGCCUCUUCUUGAAUCUGGAACUUGUACCUUGAGGGAGGCUACUAUUGUUGGAUCUGUUGUUGCUAAAAACUCUAUACCUAUUUUACACUCAGCAGCAGCAAUAUUGAAGAUUGCUGAAAUGGAUUAUACUGGAGCUAACAGUAUUUUUCUCAGAAUAUUCUUUGAUAAAAAGUAUGCUUUGCCUUACAGAGUUGUUGAUGGAGUUGUGUUUCACUUUUUGAGGUUCGAGAGGGAUCCAAGAGAAUUACCUGUUCUAUGGCAUCAAGCAUUAUUGACAUUUGUACAGCGGUAUAAAAGCGAUAUAAGCACAGAGCAAAGAGAAGCCUUGUUGGAAUUGUUAAAGAAAAAAUCGCAUCACAGUGUCACCCCAGAAAUUCGAAGAGAGUUGCGAGCAGCUAAGUGUAGAGAUGUUGAAUUAUCAGAGCCCAUGCAAGAACCCAUGAUAACAUAGACUGAUAUAGGUGAACUUUCUGUACAGUGAUUUUAUAUAAAAGUUACAUGUAAAAUUCGGAUAAAAAUCGUAAAACUUGUUAGACUUUAUUUUUAUGAUUCAUUACGAUAAGAAAUUUAUCUAUCUAAUUAUAUUUAUAAAAUAAUAGGUAAUCAAAUAUUCAUUGUUUAUAUCAAUUGAAUUACCUUUUAUUUUAUUGUUUCAUUUUGCUGAAACCUAGGAACUAAUUUAAGUUAGGUUUGUAAAUCGUAAAUAAACACAUUUACAAUGUUUAAAUGAAUUCAAUUUUAUGUACAAAAACUGAUAAAUUAAAAAUCUUAUACAUGUA
This is a messenger RNA of Nasonia vitripennis (jewel wasp), 2123 nucleotides long. It is a transcript of the gene bys, whose product is annotated as bystin. Gene Ontology annotation, biological process: rRNA processing. Gene Ontology annotation, cellular component: cytoplasm; preribosome, small subunit precursor; nucleolus. Bases 500 to 1795 code for a protein of 431 amino acids. Gene Ontology annotation, molecular function: snoRNA binding. The transcript is spliced from 3 exons. Lineage: Eukaryota; Metazoa; Arthropoda; Insecta; Hymenoptera; Pteromalidae. The record is from RefSeq and is a predicted model, not a curated record.